AUGGCUUUCAAUGACCUGAUGCACAGGCAGUUCGAGUACAAAGGCAACCGCUUGCCGGAAGAAGUCUCCGAGUUCUCUGGUACAGUGGUGUCCAAUCUCCACCGCGCCGAGGAUAUGGCGAAGAAGGAAAUGGUCGCUGGUGCGAAGGACCUGGUGCGAAUGGCGGAAGAAGUUCGAACCAUGAUCAUGGCUUCCACGAUGCCUGCAUCCAUGCUCCUCCACUGCACUGGCAAGGAUUAUGGAAUCGCACCCCAGCCAUGCAUACCUUCGCCAACCCACAGCGUCCGCACCGUUGGGCCCAGCUAUAUCACGCUGGCGCACCUUCCUGCAGUUGUAGGGCGUACAAUUAUGUAA
This is a messenger RNA of Symbiodinium necroappetens, 354 nucleotides long. Lineage: Eukaryota; Dinophyceae; Suessiales; Symbiodiniaceae. The record is from the annotation of a GenBank genome assembly.